This is a messenger RNA of Homo sapiens (human), 1416 nucleotides long. RefSeq names its product kallikrein related peptidase 4 (gene KLK4). Gene Ontology annotation, cellular component: extracellular region. Gene Ontology annotation, biological process: proteolysis; amelogenesis. Lineage: Eukaryota; Metazoa; Chordata; Mammalia; Primates; Hominidae. The coding region runs from base 69 to 833 and encodes 254 amino acids. The transcript has 6 exons. The record is from RefSeq and is marked reviewed. Gene Ontology annotation, molecular function: serine-type endopeptidase activity.
AGGCAGCAGGCUGGAGCUCAGCCCAGCAGUGGAAUCCAGGAGCCCAGAGGUGGCCGGGUGCUGACGUGAUGGCCACAGCAGGAAAUCCCUGGGGCUGGUUCCUGGGGUACCUCAUCCUUGGUGUCGCAGGAUCGCUCGUCUCUGGUAGCUGCAGCCAAAUCAUAAACGGCGAGGACUGCAGCCCGCACUCGCAGCCCUGGCAGGCGGCACUGGUCAUGGAAAACGAAUUGUUCUGCUCGGGCGUCCUGGUGCAUCCGCAGUGGGUGCUGUCAGCCGCACACUGUUUCCAGAACUCCUACACCAUCGGGCUGGGCCUGCACAGUCUUGAGGCCGACCAAGAGCCAGGGAGCCAGAUGGUGGAGGCCAGCCUCUCCGUACGGCACCCAGAGUACAACAGACCCUUGCUCGCUAACGACCUCAUGCUCAUCAAGUUGGACGAAUCCGUGUCCGAGUCUGACACCAUCCGGAGCAUCAGCAUUGCUUCGCAGUGCCCUACCGCGGGGAACUCUUGCCUCGUUUCUGGCUGGGGUCUGCUGGCGAACGGCAGAAUGCCUACCGUGCUGCAGUGCGUGAACGUGUCGGUGGUGUCUGAGGAGGUCUGCAGUAAGCUCUAUGACCCGCUGUACCACCCCAGCAUGUUCUGCGCCGGCGGAGGGCAAGACCAGAAGGACUCCUGCAACGGUGACUCUGGGGGGCCCCUGAUCUGCAACGGGUACUUGCAGGGCCUUGUGUCUUUCGGAAAAGCCCCGUGUGGCCAAGUUGGCGUGCCAGGUGUCUACACCAACCUCUGCAAAUUCACUGAGUGGAUAGAGAAAACCGUCCAGGCCAGUUAACUCUGGGGACUGGGAACCCAUGAAAUUGACCCCCAAAUACAUCCUGCGGAAGGAAUUCAGGAAUAUCUGUUCCCAGCCCCUCCUCCCUCAGGCCCAGGAGUCCAGGCCCCCAGCCCCUCCUCCCUCAAACCAAGGGUACAGAUCCCCAGCCCCUCCUCCCUCAGACCCAGGAGUCCAGACCCCCCAGCCCCUCCUCCCUCAGACCCAGGAGUCCAGCCCCUCCUCCCUCAGACCCAGGAGUCCAGACCCCCCAGCCCCUCCUCCCUCAGACCCAGGAGUCCAGCCCCUCCUCCCUCAGACCCAGGAGUCCAGACCCCCCAGCCCCUCCUCCCUCAGACCCAGGGGUCCAGGCCCCCAACCCCUCCUCCCUCAGACUCAGAGGUCCAGGCCCCCAACCCCUCCUUCCCCAGACCCAGAGGUCCAGGUCCCAGCCCCUCCUCCCUCAGACCCAGCGGUCCAAUGCCACCUAGACUCUCCCUGUACACAGUGCCCCCUUGUGGCACGUUGACCCAACCUUACCAGUUGGUUUUUCAUUUUUUGUCCCUUUCCCCUAGAUCCAGAAAUAAAGUCUAAGAGAAGCGCA